UUUAUGUCAAAUGUGCUUGUCGUGCUUCGUGCUUGUCAAGCGAAACCGGCAAACGGAGCAUUUCAAUAGAAUAAUUAGAAAAUAUUACUAGAAAAUAAGAUAGUAUUUAUAAAAUCAGAGCUAGCUCUGAAUUUCUAGACAGUAGAAAUGUAUUUUCGUGCAUUAUCCUUUUUGUUACUAAGUGCAAUAUCUAUAUGCCAUGGUAAUACACUGCAAGGCACUAUUGAUCUGAAGCGGCUACAAAACAUCCUGCAGGAAAAUGUGAAGAGUCAAGACAUUACAUCACUGUACUACUCGGUGAAAGGGCUGGCAGAGCUUAAUGCUGAUAUUCCAAAUAUCUGUGAAAUACUCAAAAACAUCAAGUAUGAUCCCAAAAACAUAGAACAAGUAUUCCAAGUGGCUAAUGCUGCUGCCAUAACCAGUUGCCAGAACUUUUUAAGGCCAGAAAUCUUGAGUCCUGCUACACAAACUCUGGACAAAAAGGAUGCCAGCAUUUCUGAUAUCUACCAUGCUGUUUUUACACUAAAGGCAUUUGGCAAGGGCACUGUCUAUGACAAAGAAGAUGCUCUAAAGAAUCUUAUUCAGUUGCUGAAGAAGGAUGAUUCUCCGGCCAACUACGGGUUCGUGUUUGCGCUGUGUGAGCACAUGGGGUGCGGCGCGUGGAGCGCGGCCCACGCCGAGGGCGUCUUGCUGGCGGCCGACGAGAGCGACGCGCGCGCCUUGCACUUCGACGGCGGCCUGCCCGUCACCGCCGCGCUGCUCGCCUCCAUACACAGGACCUACAAGAGCUUGAAGAAGCCCUCUCCUCUGACAGAGGAGCAGAGGUACAAGUUUGCCGAGUAUUUGCUGUCCAGACGAUCUGUCAACACUCCCAAAGGAGCCUGCUUGUUGAUCGAAGCGGCCAACGCACUCGCCGACGAUGAGCCGACUCCCAUAAGCAUCUCCAUUAAAGGCAAGAAGUUCAUCACGGCGGAGUCUGACAGCAUCGAGUUCUCGAUCACCGACCUCGUGGGCCGCCCGCUCAGGCUGCUGAAGCCCGAGGAAGUGGUCGCGCAGUCCGGCACGCGUCUUGCAGACGACGUCGUUGUACUAUCCAAACAGCCUUUGACACAGAAAGCCAAUGAACCGACAACUUUCGUCCUAAAUCUCAGCAAGAUAAAGGCUCAAUAUGGAUUGUACAAGAUCGCGUUGAGUGCUGGAUCUAAGACUACCAAUGUGAAUGUGGCGGUAUUGGGCGAGAUUCGCGUGAACACCGUGGAAGUCGGCGUCGGAGACGUGGACGGAACUACCAGCCCAAAGCUAACUACUGUCGCGUAUCCAAACAAAUUGACUGAAAAGCUUCAGGCUGACCAUUUACAAAAAGUGAGCCUGAAGUUCAGCGUGCGCGACAAGUACGACAAGGCCGUGCUGGUGCAGCAAGCCUUCGUGCGCGUGGGCGGCGCCGCCGGGGACGACGAGACCAUCUUCGUGGCCGAGCCCGACAACACAAAGGCGUACAAAGUCGAACUCAACGUGGGCGGCAUCGCUAAGCAUCUGAAGUAUGCGUCCGGCGCGUACUCGCUGACGAUAUACUUGGGAGACAGCGCCGUGUCCAACCCCAUCGCGUGGCCCGUCGGCGAGGUGGUGUUCAAGUUCGGGGCGGCGGCGGGCGGCGGCGAGGCGCGCGCGGCUCCCGGGCCCCGGCCCGAGCUGCGGCACUCGUUCCGCGCGGCCGAGGCGCGGCCGGCGCGCGCGCUGUCCGACGUGUUCGCGGCCGCCUGCGCCGCGCCGCUGCUGCUGCUGCUGCUGCUGUGGGCGCGCCUGGGCCUCAACCUCGCCCACUUCCCGCUCACGCUCAGCGCGCUCGUCUUCCACGUCGCGCUCGGAGCGUCGCUGGCCGUGUACGGCGUGCUGUGGCUGCGCCUGUCCAUGUUCGAGUCGGCGCGCUACCUGCUGCCGCUGGCGGCGCUGACCUUCGUGUCGGGCCACCGCCUGCUGCGCCGCCUGGCGCGCGACAAGCAGGCGCGCUAGUGUGUGCUCGCUCGACACCUGUGCGCGCUGCCUGGGAAAUUGAUUUAUUUUCUUUUGUUAUUACAUUUAUUUGUACAGUUUUCGAACAUUUUCACACAACUUCUGUCGUGAUCCGACGACUACUGUCUCGUGUGACCAGGGCGGUCACUCGAGACCGUGGUCGUCGGUCUCCGCUUACUUGUAAUGAAUAAGUAAUAAAUGAUUCGUUGAAUGUCCGCAUUACAAUGCAAAUUACAAGUAUGUUCUCUGUAAGUAAAAUAUUUGCUCGUAGUGGGCGGUGUGAGAGUUGUCGUCAUUUACUUAAUAUUCGUGCGACAUGGUUAUUUAGGAGUUCUGCUGAAUUUACUACUAGUUAAACUUAUUUUAUUAAUUCCCCAAUUCAGCAGGACUCCUCAAUUACCCCAUCAAUUCAUACAACAAUAAUUUAAUAAAAUUAAUAUGUAAAUA
This is a messenger RNA of Spodoptera exigua (beet armyworm), 2457 nucleotides long. Lineage: Eukaryota; Metazoa; Arthropoda; Insecta; Lepidoptera; Noctuidae. The record is from the annotation of a GenBank genome assembly.